UCCUUCGAGCCGGAUGUAAUUAUUUCAGAUUUAUUAUUUCGGACACAUUAGCUUGGAGAUUAUUUCGGAUAUAUUAAUUCGGCGGUGAACGAAGGAGAGAAUCAUGAGGUUAACUCACGUCGAGCAUUAUGUUGAGCAGCAGCUCGUGCUUAUGAAAACCAUAGGGCAAUCCUAUGAAAAUCUUGUGAAGAAUGGCAUGGAAAGUGUAACUUCUCAAAGAAUCAACGUACGCCUCUCGGCGCUCAAGGAUAAUUGGGACAAGUUCUGUGUAAAACAUGAUGCCAUUACAUUGGCUGUUAAACAGUUGAAUGACAACGAUAGGGAGAGUAUAAUGAGGCAUUCCUAUUUUAAAGAUAAUUUAUUUUCCGUCGUAAACGAAAGUUAUUUAGAGUCUGUAGAACGGUUCAAUUCUGCUUUGGAUUCACAAUCGGAAUAUGGAAGCAAUCCGGGAACGUCCUCUUCAAGGCACGUUUCGGAAUCAACUUCCGAGACCGUCGCGUUUAUUAAUCGAUCGCAACUUCCCCGCUAUGACAUUCCCAAGUUUAAUGGAAAUCACGCGGACUGGCUCUAUUUCAAAGAUCUCUUUACUAGUUUAGUCAUAAACAAUUCCUCACUAACUAACAUCGAAAGAUUACAAUACUUGAAGACUAGUUUAACAGGAUCGGCAUAUAAUCUAUUGAAAAACACUAUGCUUACGGGCGGUAAUUUCUCUAACGAUUGGAAAGCUCUCGUGUCGUUUUACGAAGACAAAAGGAUGUUAGUCAAUUCCACGCUAACGUCAUUAUUCAGUCUAAAGCCGAUGACGAAGUCGACAGCGGGAGAAAUGGAGAAAUUGUUUACUGGCGUUAUGGAGACAUAUCGAACCUUAGACACGUUGGGAAGACCAAUUCAUCAUUGGGAUGAUAUUCUAAUUUUUAUGGUCAUACAGCGACUCGACUCUGAUACCGUAAACAUGUGGGAUCUACAUCGGGGUCCCUCUAACGAACUUCCGACAUGGAAACAGUUUGAAGAGUUCUUCCGAAAUCGACUUAUGAAUCUGAAGGGUCAUGAAACGCGAAAGGGAAAGUUCGUUUCUCAGUUAAAUCCAAGUAGUGUCAAAUCUCAUUACCAAGGCAAAAACAAGACCGUUAAAUCGUGUUCGUUCUGUUCCGAAAAUCAUUGGUCCGCCAGUUGCCCGCAAUAUGUCUCCAAAACUGUACAACAACGCGUAGUACUUAUCCAGAAACAUAACCUAUGCUUCAACUGUCUCGGCCCGCAUCGGGCAUCAGCAUGUCGUAUAACUACACGUUGUAGAAAGUGUGCUGGAAAGCAUCACACCACGCUUCAUCGUAGCAAUUUGGAAAGCACAAAGUCUAAUAGCAAUUCGGCGAAAUUGGCAACAGGAAAACCUAACGAACCGACUACAACUAAGCCUGACAACACGGAGACAACUACCGGCUCUCAGGUUUUACAUUCUGCACUUGGAAAUGAAGUCAAAACGCCAUAUGUUCUACUGGCAACCGCUCUGGUUACUAUCACAUCCGAACACGGAGAUUCUUCACACGCACGAAUUUUGAUUGACCAAGGCUCGGAGGUGUCGUUAGUUACGGAACGAUUAGUACAGCGUCUACGGCUACCACGUACUCGUUCUCACAUUCCACUGAUUGGAAUAGGAGGUGUCGCGUCUAACCGAACUAAAGGCAUGACCUCCUUUAGCAUAAAACCUCAUUUUAAGUCUUCCUUCCAGUGUUCAAUAGCCGCGCAUAUUUUACCAAAGCUCACGUCGACAAUUCCAUCGGUCUCCUUGAAGAAUCACGGCUGGUCACAUUUGAACGGGAUCCAGUUGGCGGAUCCGAAUUAUUUAGCACCCGGUUCAAUUGAUGUUAUUCUAGGAGCCGACGUCUUCGGUCAAAUCAUUCAAAACGGUAUACGAAAGGGAUCGAAUAACGCUCCAAUGGCUCAGGCUACAAAACUUGGAUGGAUUAUUUCCGGACCAACGAGUUCUCAAUCAACACCUGGCGGUUCUCAAAGUUUUCACGUAUCACUCGAAAGUGAUCUAUUCGGCCUAAUGCGUAGAUUCUGGGAACUUGAUGAAAUCGCUCCUUUCAAGACUUCAUCUCGGUCCACCGACGAACAGGCUUGUGAAGAACAUUUUAAGUCUACUCAUUCUCGAACGGAACAUGGUCGCUAUGUAGUGAGAUUACCCCUCAAGGAGCCUGUCAAUAAACUGGGGGAUUCCAAGGCCAAAGCCGUUCGAUUGAUCAAGAAGUUGUCAUGCAAAUUUUCUUCCAAUUCCGAGUUUUCGCGGUUGUAUGCAGAUUUCAUCGACGAGUACGAAAAACUGAAUCACAUGAAGAUUGUUCCGAAAGAUACGACCGACCCUCCGAUAACUUACUAUCUUCCUCAUCACGGAGUUUUAAGGGAGCAUAGUCUUACUACGCGAUUACGUGUGGUUUUUAACGGAUCGAGUCCAACAACAUCCGGACAUUCACUUAACGACUUAUUAUACACUGGAGCUAAACUUCAAACUGAUCUGUUCGACGUGUUAAUAUGGUUUAGACUAUUUCGCUAUGUGUUUUCUACGGACAUAGAGAAAAUGUUCAGGCAGAUUAACGUACAGGAGGAUGACUGGGAUCUCCAACGGAUUCUCUGGAUUGACAACGAAGGUCAUUUACGCACAUACCACCUCACUACCGUAACGUAUGGCUUGGCUUGUGCUCCUUUCUUAGCCCUGCGUACCUUGCAACAGUUGAUAGAAGAUGAAGGGACAAAGUUCCCGCUUGCUGUUCCGUCGUUAAGCAAAGGAAGGUAUGUCGAUGACAUCUUUGGAGGUGCGGAUACUCUUGAACAAGCUCAAGAAAUUGUAAGGCAAUUAAAUCAACUGUGCAUGGCGGGCGGCUUCAAAUUACAAAAAUGGGUGAGCAAUGAUUCGAGCAUGCUCUCUUCUGUCUCCACAGAUAAACAAAAUAACUCUAAAUUCAUAGAACAUAAGGAGAACUUAGUCGUCUACACGUUGGGACUUGGCUGGCAACCAUCCACAGAUACCUUUAUUUUUAAAUAUACUCUUCCAGCAGAAGGUGUGAUCACGAAACGAUCUACCUUGUCUACUAUAGCAAAACUGUUUGACCCCCUAGGGUUUCUAUCUCCGAUCACCAUUACUGGCAAACUCCUAAUUCAAGAAUUAUGGACGAUAAAAUUAGGUUGGGAUGACCCUUUGCCAGACCACGUUGCUAGUAAAUGGAUUACAUUUAUCGGAUCUCUUCAGGAUACGCCAAAAUUCACGCUCCCACGAUGGAUAGGGUGUUCUAACGAUCGCCAAGUUGAGAUUCAUGGGUUUUGUGAUGCGUCACAGCAAGCCAUGGCAGCUGUUGUGUACCUACGGACAUCGUGCGAGGAAGAGGCAGUAAACAUCAGAUUUGUGGCCUCGAAAACCAAGGUCGCUCCAUUAAAGCGAUUGACAGUCCCCCGAUUAGAGUUAUCAGGUGCAGUCUUAUUAACCAAACUGGUCUCCCAUCUGUUACACGUAUUGGAAUGGAAGAAUCUACGCAUAAUACUGUGGACCGACUCAUCUAUCACACAUACGUGGCUGAACAGCCAUCCCUCUCGAUGGAAGGAUUUUGUCUACAACAGAGUUUGUCACAUCCAAGAAACAAUACCUCAGGCCGAGUGGAGGUUUGUGCCAGGUACGGACAACCCGGCCGAUUUUGCUACACGAGGUCUAACAACCUCACAGCUGUCGGAGCUUUCAAGUUGGUGGUGUGGGCCUUCAUGGCUCUCCCAACCUUCGUCAGCCUGGCCAAGACUCCCUACGGAAAAGCCCAUACGAGAAAACCUUGAAGAAAGACCUACGAAGGUUCUUUCAGUUAACACCAAGAAUUAUACGCCAUGGGAUCUAAUCAAUCGAUAUUCCAGCCUUGUGAAGUUGUACCGAAUUACGGCCACUUGUCAACGAGCAGUCUCUCGUUUCAAAAGGUGUACCGCCAUGUCAACUUUCGGUCCUCUAACUACGCAAGAGUUAGUGGACGCUAAAUUCUACUGGGUCAAGGAAAUCCAAAGGGCUUCAUUUCAGGGUGAUCUACAGCUGCUCUCCAAGGGGCGACCUAUUUCAAAGUCAAGUCCGCUUGUCCGUCUCACACCAUUUCUAGAUGCCAAGGGACUUCUGCGAGUCGGAGGUCGUCUUCAAUUCUCUUCUCUUUCUCAAGAUGAAAAGCAUCCCCUAAUCUUACCAAGGGAAUCAACUUUGACGUCACUCAUUAUUCGAGAUGCUCACUUGAGGACCUUGCAUGGAGGCACACAGAUAACUUUAUCUCUUUUACGAAGCGAGUAUUGGAUUGUAGGAGGAAGAGCUCCUGUCCGAUCUCUCAUCAUCAAAUGUGUUAAGUGUGCCCGCUACAGACAGACAAGGGCAAAGCAGUUGAUGGGUCAACUACCCGCUACCCGAGUCUCGCCCAAUCGUCCUUUCGAACAUACGGGCAUUGACUAUGCAGGACCAUUCGUGACGAAAACGUGGAAAGGGAAGAACGCACGCACGUAUAAAUCUUACAUCGCGGUAUUUGUCUGCUUCUCGACUUCUGCAGUGCACUUAGAAUUGGUUACGGAUUACACUGCGGAGGCUUUCAUCGCCGCGUAUAAGCGUUUUACGUCAAGAAGAGGAAUUUGCGUCACGCUUUCAAGCGAUUGCGGCACUACGCUCAAAGGAGCAGACGCGGAAUUAAGAAGAUUAUUCUCGCAAUCCACGGAGGAGUCAACCAAACUCGCCACGCUACUUGCAAAUGACGGGACGCAGUGGAAGUUUAACCCUCCUUCCGCUCCGCACUUCGGAGGGAAGUGGGUAGCGGGGGUUAAAUCGGUCAAAUACCACCUUCGUAGAGUUAUAGGGGAUACUCUCCUAACUUAUGAAGAAAUGACUACCCUACUUUCACAGGUGGAAUCCGUUCUCAACUCCAGGCCUUUGUGCCCUCUCACUGACGACCCUGACGAUCUAAACGCACUUACACCUGGGCACUUCUUGCUGGGUAGUGCUCCAGUUAUUGUUCCGGAACCUUCCCUGGACACGGUUAAGUUAAGUCGAUUAUCGCGAUGGCAACUAGUUCGGCAGAAGCUUGAGUCGUUUUGGUCACAAUGGUCUAAGGAGUGUCUUCAACGCUAUCUUUCGGUAUACAAAUGGAACAGAGCAAAUAAAUCCCUCGAGAAAGGGACUUUAGUUCUGGUAGUUGAUGAUCGGUACCCGCCUUCAAAAUGGCCAUUGGGGCGCAUUAUCCAAACACACCCGGGUAAGGACGGUCAUACUCGAGUUGUCACGAUACAAACUCAAACUUCAGUCCUAACACGACCUAUUGCAAAAGUUUGUCCCCUUCCGAUCGAGCAAGACACAUUGUGACAUAUUCGUUAAUGCUCAUUAACGAAGGCGGGCGGUAUGUUCAAAAAGUACCGCUCCUUCGGAAGGUAACCAGAUGGCAAUAAGGUGCGCGCUAGGGCCAAGCGUCCCUACGCGCAUCUCUUGGGCUAUGUAUUACUACGCGCGCGUGGCGCUGUUGUCACGAGGGCAGCAGCGUCUUGCGUCAUUCGUUUUUCGUCUACGAUCGGAGGCGCGCGUGCUUCUGGUCUGCUGAAAAGAGUGAGUUGCUGCGCAGCGGCUUUACGCGAUUGUUCCAGUUAGAGUUUCUAAUACAGUCGGGUGCUUUUAGCACAUGUACGACCGAGGCUCGGUUACCUAGAGAAACGCCGAGAACUCCAGCACCGAGGACUCCGGCACCCAGAGCUCCAGCACCCAGUGCUCCAGCACCCAGAGCUCCAGCACCGAGAAGAGCACCACCCAAGAGAGCUUUUCCUAUAAUCGGCGCUCUCUUGUUACGCGACU
Molecule: messenger RNA, 5839 nt
Organism: Solenopsis invicta (red fire ant)
Lineage: Eukaryota; Metazoa; Arthropoda; Insecta; Hymenoptera; Formicidae
Exons: 2
Coding region: 104-5359 (1751 amino acids)
Biological process (GO): proteolysis; DNA integration
Molecular function (GO): aspartic-type endopeptidase activity; nucleic acid binding
Source: RefSeq, a predicted model, not a curated record